Alnus glutinosa is the source of this 1069-nucleotide messenger RNA. RefSeq lists its product as uncharacterized. The transcript has a single exon. The record is from RefSeq and is a predicted model, not a curated record. Lineage: Eukaryota; Viridiplantae; Streptophyta; Magnoliopsida; Fagales; Betulaceae.
CUGAGAAUGCAUGCCCGAUGAGAUGAUUAGUGGAUCUCCCUGGAUAUAGAGCCUGGUACCUGGCCUAUUAUCCAUCCAACUGCUCCUCCACAGUCGCAAUAUAUCGGCUCGGGUUCAAUUUAACCGUAGCUCUUGUCGGCUUGGAGAAUUAUAAUUCCCCAACAACCUUUUUUUCCUCUUAUUCUCUCUCUCUUUCUCUCUCUCUCCUCUUCUUCUUCUUCUUCUUCUUUUUUUUUUUUUUUUUUUUUUUUUUUUUUUUUUUUUUUUUUUUGGUGUGUGUGUCUUUGCAAACACGGAUAUAGUUUGAAAAAUAAAUAAUCAGCAGUGAUGUUUGAAAAAAAUAUCCUGCAAAUUUUGACUUAAGUAUUUGUGCAAAUCUCAAUAAGUUGUAUGAAAAGAAAAGAAAAGAAAAGAAGAGAAAAAGAAACAGAGAGAUUGAUGGUGCUACGGCCACUUCUCAGAAAUGUGAUCGAGUCUUGACUAAUUCGGCAGCAACGUAGAGCAAAGAUAGCGCAACGGAGCAUGAUCGGGGACGUAGAGAAGAUGGUGGCAGUGGGGCUAGUCUGGGGCGCCACCAACGCUAUCAUGCGCCGCGGCGCGCUGCUCUGGGACGAGGCCCUCAAAUCCACUUCGAGGCCACCACAAGCACAAGAACAAGCACCGCCCCACCACAAGCUCAUCGCUUCGCUCAAGAAUUGGCUCACCCUCCUCUCGAUCUGGCAGUACUCGGUCCCCUUCUAGAUAAACCUCUCGGCCUCCGCUACCUUCUUCGCCAUUCUAAGCCACACCCCCAUCUCUCUCACCGUGCCCGUCACUAAUGCCACGACGUUUGCUGCCACGGCCGUCUUCGGAUUGCUGUUGGGGGAGAAGACCCGCGUGGCCCACGCUUUGAUUGGUACGGGUCUGAUCGUUCUCGGUGUUUGGCUUUGUAUUACGUGAUGGCUUUUUUUGAAAUUUGACUAACCCUGAACCCUUGGUUUCUUUGUUGAGAAAAGUGGGGAAAAGAAGGAAUUUUUUUUUGUGAUCUUUGUUAAAUUCCUGUUGGGUAUUUUAGUUUAUUGUGGGCAUU